AAUAGAGAAAAAAGGGGACACUUUUAACUGUUCAAAGAUCCCCUUAAACGUUCACGUGCAUGUGCAUGUGCAUGUGUGUAUAUAUACAAACACAUACGCAUAUACACAUACACUUGUAUGUGUAGAAUAGAAGAACAGUCAUACAAGACUGUAAAACAUGGUUAAGAUCGAUGAUCGGUUACAAACGCACUCUAGCGCGCUGCCUCUUCUCUCAAAACCGGAUCGCAUGGAGACUUUUAUGAAGCAUAUCACUAGGAACCCGAAUAUAUCAAGAUGGCGGUAUAUUUUCUCGUUUGGAAGGAAAAACAACGAGUGUGUACCGUUGAAGACAACCGUUAUGGAAGCCAACAACAAAAGUUAUUUUCUAGACCGGAUCGAGUCCCUUGAAGACCGUCUUAUUCAGCUUUCUUUAGAGAUUGAAACGCGAAGAGCAUCGCGCACUUCAGCCACUGCUGGGGCGCGAGAGUUACCCGUUUCUUCUUACCCGGUUUUUAACAACCCGAAGUCCAAAUGCAAGCAUGCGUCUUCUUCGGAUAUCCUCCCGGUUAGUACUGGUGGUGAUUCACAGAAUGAAGAUGAAACAUUGGAACAGAAGCAAAAGAGGAAGAAUGGAGAGCAUCAGAAGAAGAAGAACAGGAAGAAAAAAGCUCAUAAUUGGCCACAUCUAAAGAUAUUAGGUUGCUAGUGCUUAGUUUAUUUCAAUAUUUGGCUUGUCCAGUUUUGCAUCUUUAAUGUUUUUGUUAUCUGUUUAUUUAUAUAUAAAAGUCUU
Messenger RNA from Helianthus annuus (common sunflower), 769 nucleotides. RefSeq lists its product as uncharacterized. Lineage: Eukaryota; Viridiplantae; Streptophyta; Magnoliopsida; Asterales; Asteraceae. The coding region runs from base 158 to 685 and encodes 175 amino acids. The record is from RefSeq and is a predicted model, not a curated record. The transcript has 4 exons.